Molecule: messenger RNA, 931 nt
Organism: Penicillium subrubescens
Lineage: Eukaryota; Fungi; Ascomycota; Eurotiomycetes; Eurotiales; Aspergillaceae
Product: S-adenosyl-L-methionine-dependent methyltransferase
Exons: 2
Coding region: 1-912 (303 amino acids)
Source: RefSeq, a predicted model, not a curated record
AUGGAGAAAAACUGGCUGAGGGCACGCAAUAACCAUACAUACGAAAAUGGCCGCCGCUACUACGGCUUCAGGUCCGAAUUCCCCUUCCCGGACGACAGAACCGCCACAGUAGCACACGGCGCGAUCAACGGCAUCUGGCUUAAACUCCUAGACGGCAAAACGUUUAUUGCCCCUAUAGGGCCAGUCAAGAAAACACACAAAUUUCUCGAAUUUGCUACCCGCAGCGGCUCCUGGACGAUUCUGGUGGUGGAAAAAUAUCAUCCUGCCCCGCACAUCACGGGCAUGGACGUGACCCAAAUGUCUGGGGAUCUCCGGUAUUUCGAGAACCACGAGAUUGAAGGGCAGUGGCCUUUUACUCCAAAACAGGCAUUUCAUUUAAUCCAUGCGCAGUCUCUAGGCGGCGUAAUUGCCGACUAUGACGGGUUCUACGCUAAUGCGUUCCGGCAUCUUCUCCCGGGCGGGUGGUUAGAAGUGUGGGAGAACGACUUUCGCUUCUUGACCGACAACCCACAGAAUGAGGCCCGGCUAGUGGCGCUUAGGGAAUGGGAGAUGCUGAUGCAUCAGGCGGCGGCUAAGUUUGGCAAGAGAAUUAACGUAGUAGCAGAGCAGAAGGGCCUGAUGCACUCAGCUGGCUUUGUACAAGUCGAGGAACGGAUAUUCAAGGUCCCCUUUGGUUACUGGAGUGAUAAGCCAAAUCUGAAACUCCUCGGGGCGAAUUAUGUGUUCCUAAUGUCGCGCGCACUGGAGGGAUACACCCUUCGUCUAUUUACUAAGACAUUAGGCUGGUCAAAGGAAGACACCGAUGCCCUUAUCAGUCGGGUGCAGGAGGAACUAAAACAAGAGGAUCUGCGGCUCUAUUCAUACUUCUAUCUCUUUUUGGGGCAGAAGCCCGCAAACGCCCCUCGAAAAUAAUAGGAGGGAAGGUAGAAAU